UGCUCACCGGAUCCCUGUCAAAACAACGGAACCUGUACAGACCUGGUCAACGACUACCAAUGUGUUUGUAUUGCAGGAUUCAAUGGAACAAAUUGUGAAAACAAUAUUGACGAGUGUUCCCAAGGUCCCUGUCAAAACAACGGAUCUUGUACAGACCUGGUCAACGACUACUAUUGCGAUUGUGUUCCUGGAUUCAACGGAACAAAUUGUGAAAACAUGAUCAAUGAGUGCUUGCCAGGUAUUUGUCUAAACAACGGGACUUGUACAGACCUUGUGAAUGACUACCAGUGCGACUGCGUUUCUGGAUUUAAUGGAACAAAAUGUGAAAAUAAUAUCGUCGAGUGUAAAACACAGUCAUGUCAAAACAGAGGACCUUGUAAAGAUCUGAUUAAUGAUUAUGAAUGUAAUUGCAUAAACGGGUUUGAUGGAACAAAUUGCUCAAAUUAUAUUGAUGACUGCUCACCGGAUCCCUGUCAAAACAACGGAACCUGUACAGACCUGGUCAACGACUACCACUGCGAUUGUGUUCCUGGAUUUAAUGGGACAAACUGUGAAAACGAUAUCGAUGACUGCCAAGCAGAACCUUGUCAAAACAAUGGAACCUGUACAGACCUGGUCAACGACUACCAAUGUGUUUGUAUUGCAGGAUUCAAUGGAACAAAUUGUGAAAACAUGAUCAAUGAGUGCUUGCCAGGUAUUUGUCUAAACAACGGGACUUGUACAGACCUUGUGAAUGACUACCAGUGCGACUGCGUUUCUGGAUUUAAUGGAACAAAUUGUGAAAAUAAUAUCGUCGAGUGUAAAACACAGUCAUGUCAAAACAGAGGACCUUGUAAAGAUCUGAUUAAUGAUUAUGAAUGUAAUUGCAUAAACGGGUUUGAUGGAACAAAUUGCUCAAAUUAUAUUGAUGACUGCUCACCGGAUCCCUGUCAAAACAACGGAACCUGUACAGACCUGGUCAACGACUACCACUGCGAUUGUGUUCCUGGAUUUAAUGGGACUAACUGUGAAAACGAUAUCGAUGACUGCCAAGCAGAACCUUGUCAAAACAAUGGAACCUGUACAGACCUGGUCAACGACUACCAAUGUGUUUGUAUUGCAGGAUUCAAUGGAACAAAUUGUGAAACUUGA
Messenger RNA from Magallana angulata, 1131 nucleotides. Its product is annotated as fibropellin-1-like. The annotation marks the transcript as partial. The transcript is spliced from 11 exons. The record is from RefSeq and is a predicted model, not a curated record. Gene Ontology annotation, molecular function: Notch binding; calcium ion binding. NCBI's taxonomy places the organism in Eukaryota, Metazoa, Mollusca, Bivalvia, Ostreida, Ostreidae. Gene Ontology annotation, biological process: Notch signaling pathway.